Molecule: messenger RNA, 774 nt
Organism: Sinocyclocheilus anshuiensis
Lineage: Eukaryota; Metazoa; Chordata; Actinopteri; Cypriniformes; Cyprinidae
Gene: omgb
Product: oligodendrocyte myelin glycoprotein b
Exons: 2
Coding region: 74-655 (193 amino acids)
Source: RefSeq, a predicted model, not a curated record
CACACCAGCAUCCUUCUAGAGAACUGAGACACACAAAGAACGAUCAUCCAUAAUAAACGUGAGAGACCUGAAUAUGGCUUCCAAAACUCAGAUACUACUAUUGCUAGUGGCUAUAAUGAUUACAAGUUAUGGUCUUACCAAUGCUGCUGCUGCUGACACUGUAACAAAUACAACAAUCAACUGCACAACCAACAGCACGACCAACUGCUCAGCCAAUGGCAUAACCAACUGCUCGGCCAAUGGCACGACCAACUGCACGACCAUUUGCACAACCAACUGUACAAACUACGGCAUGACCAAUGCCACGGUCAAUGGCACAACCGCCAGGACUUUUAUAACUGCAGGCUCCAAUGUUACUGCCAUCAACUGCUCAACCAAUGGCACGACCAAUGGCACGACCAACUGCACAAACCACAAUAUGACCAACGGCACGAACUACGGUAUGACCAACGGCACGAACUACGGUAUGACCAACAGCACAACCACCAGCACAGCAGCAACCAGCACCACAACCACCAGCACAGCAGCAACCAGCACCACAACCACCAUUUCUACUGCACCAACUCUUUCACCUAUGGGGAUCGUAGGACUGUCUGGACUUUUGAUCUAUAUUGUCACCUCCACUGCAGUUAUUAACCUCUUCCACCAGACAUGAUCAUCAACUCCAUUUGAAAAACUGCCUAUGUUUGUCAAAUAUCUAAAACACAGAUUACCGAUUUUUUUGUUGUUGCUCAAACACUAUAAAAAACUAGAAAAAUAUAUGUAUUAGGGCUG